AUGCUAAGUAUUUGGCAGUGUCCCGGCGGCCAGGUGGUUUCGGCCGUGUCCGGCGGCCAGGUGGUUUCGGCCGAGUCCGGCGGCCAGGUGGUUUCGGCCGAGUCCGGCGACCAGGUGGUUUCGGCCGAGUCCGGCGACCAGGUGGUUUCGGCCGUGUCCGGCGGCCAGGUGGUUUCGGCCGAAUCCGGCGACCAGGUGGUUUCGGCCGUGUCCGGCGACCAGACGGCUUCGGUUCGAGUCACAACAAAUAUAGCAGAUAAAAUUACAUUAAAUAAAUCUCUCUCAAUACAAAUCUGUUCAUACGAUUUCUCUCUCUCUCUCUCUCUUUCUCUCUCUCACAGUCUGUCGCUCCCGGUGUCUUGUCUGUCGUUCUCUCUCUCUCUCUCUCUCUCUGAGUCUGCCUGUCGCUCGCUCUCUUUCUCUGCCGCUCUCUUUCUCUCUGAGUUUGUCUGUCGCCCUCUUUCUCACUCUGAGUCUGUCGCCCUCUUUCUCACUCUGAGUCUGUCGCUCUCUCUAUCUAUCUCUCUGAGUCUUCUGUCUCUCUCUCGCUUUCUCUCUCUCUCUGUGAGUCUGUCUCUUUCUCUCUCUGUCUCUCUGUCUUUCGCUCUCUCUCUGUCUCUGAGUCUGUCUCUUUCUCCCUCUGUCUCUCUGUCUGUCGCUCUCUUUCUCUCUCUCUCUUCUGUCUGCCACUCUCUCUCUCUCUCUGAGACUGUCGCUCUCUCUCUCUCUCUGAGACUGUCGCUCUCUCUCUCCCUUUCUCUCUCCGUAGCUGAAUCUGUACAAUGGUAG
Molecule: messenger RNA, 789 nt
Organism: Acanthosepion pharaonis
Lineage: Eukaryota; Metazoa; Mollusca; Cephalopoda; Sepiida; Sepiidae
Source: the annotation of a GenBank genome assembly